AGAUAAAAAUCUUCAAAACAUCUACAAAAAUGGUCAAAAAACGUCUACGAACUUCUCGAAAACAAAGCGAUAGCGAUGAAAUAGAUUCCGAAAGUGACUUCGGAGAUGAUCCCCCUUAUGAUCCCACACCUAAAAAAUACAGUCUGCGACAAAGGAAUAAGCGGACUACGUUCACUGAUGCAGAUUUCCAGUAUGAUGAUGAAGAGCUACCCCACGAAUUAUCCUCGGAGUUACCACCGAACAUAUCACCAAAACCUCCUUCGGAUGAUGAAGAUUUUGAAGUUGAGAAAGAAUUAGAUUUAGAUGAGGCACCUGAGAGUGAGUUUAUAGACCCUUCCACUUAUAUCAAUAGCAUAGAGCCUGAAAACACUGAGGUGCCACUAGACACUGAUGAACUGGUGGAUUUUGAGGACAUGAUAAGGGCGGAUAUUGUAGUCAACAAGAAUAGAAUUGACUAUGACAAUGUGAUACAAAAAACUGAGAUAAAAGUGCAGCCUUUGACUGAGUCUGAGAGAAUGGCAAUGUCAAAGAAAAAAACAAAGCCUAUCAAGAAAAUGAGAAAACCAAAACGCCGCAACAGUGACAUGGAUGAAGGUCACUUCUUAGCACCCUUGAUACAAGAAGAGGGUGAUGAAGACUAUCAUCCCUAUAAGCCAAAAAGAGAACGCAAACAAAAAAAACGUGCUGAUGGUGAAAUAGAUAGUAGUCUGUUAGAACCAGAAAUGGAAGUACAAGAAGAGGAAUAUGAAGAUAAGGAUGAUGAAGAUUAUAAUCCAGAUGAUGACUUGGAAUAUCCUGAAAUUCCAUUCCUGAAUGCAUCUCUGAUUGAAACAAAAAGUUUUGGUGAUGUAGAGACGAAUUUUCAAGAUGAAAAUUCUUAUCAAACUCCUGUUAAUGAAUCACCAGUGCAUGCUGCAUUAACUGUUGAUAGUACUAGUACUGAAUCUUCAACAAUAAAAGCCCCCAAUUCUCCACUGAACACUAAUAUUCAAAAAACUAUUGAAGAAAUGGGACCCUCAGAAUGUCAAAAUGAUGAUAAAACAAUAGAAGAAAUCAUCACAACUAAUAAUGAAAGCAAUAUUUGCCAAGAAACAGUUUCCCACCAAGAUUCUACUGAAAAGACAAAUGAUAUCCUUGAGAGUUCAAUUUCUGUGAAUGGUACAGUGAGUCAGUUGGAGAAUCCUGAGGUUCAUUUUGUACAUAAAUUGGAGGAGGAAGAAGCAGAUGAUGAUGUUGUUCUCAUAGAUGAUUCAAAAGAUGAUAUUAUUGUUUUAGAUGACUAAUAAGCCUUUGGCUAGGUUGGUUCUUGUUGUGAAUAUUUUGUAUGUGAAUGUUAUGGAAUUGAAAUUCAAACAGUUGUUCUCCAAAAAUAACUGAUUGGUUUCAUCUUGGGGCCCCUAAAGAGUACCCACUGUAUAGUUUGUGAUAAAAAAUGUAUCUUAUAUUUAGAUAAUCAAGGGAAAUAAUUAUAAUUUUCAAUGCCUAUAAAUCUAAUUCAUAUAGGUAGGUAUAUCAAAAAUUCUGAACUUAUUUUUUUUCCUUAAGCAUGUAAAAAAUUAUGUAUAGUAUAAUAUGUAUCAUUUCUUAAUAAAAAUAUGAUUAAAUC
This is a messenger RNA of Phaedon cochleariae (mustard beetle), 1606 nucleotides long. Lineage: Eukaryota; Metazoa; Arthropoda; Insecta; Coleoptera; Chrysomelidae. The record is from the annotation of a GenBank genome assembly.